AUGAGUGAUGAAAUAGGUAUGUCGAUCUCGAUGUUUUCGAAUUUUCAAAUUUUUUUUCCAGAUAUUUUCGAAGAUGCUUUGGACGACUAUGAUCAGACCAUUGUAGCGCAUCAACCUGUUCAAGAAAACGAUCAUAAUGAUGAUCAUAUUGGAGCCGAAUCAUCAAUUUAUUUGAUAGGUAAUUUAUUUUUGAAAAAUUUCAAGUAAACAAAUUUUAUUUUCAGAAGUCAACUGUAUGGAUGCGUUUGCUUUGAUUUUCACCAUAAUGUGGUCAUUAUACUCAUUUGACUGGAUUUCAUUCCGAGCAGCCGAAUUUUUCACAAUCGUUCUUGGUUCAGCUGUUUUUGGUGCUUGGUUUAAUCAAACCAUGUUCAUAUUCUUUUAUUGA
Molecule: messenger RNA, 388 nt
Organism: Caenorhabditis angaria
Lineage: Eukaryota; Metazoa; Nematoda; Chromadorea; Rhabditida; Rhabditidae
Source: the annotation of a GenBank genome assembly